Betta splendens (Siamese fighting fish) is the source of this 1129-nucleotide messenger RNA. RefSeq names its product endoplasmic reticulum resident protein 27. NCBI's taxonomy places the organism in Eukaryota, Metazoa, Chordata, Actinopteri, Anabantiformes, Osphronemidae. The record is from RefSeq and is a predicted model, not a curated record. Gene Ontology annotation, cellular component: endoplasmic reticulum. The coding region runs from base 25 to 1038 and encodes 337 amino acids. The transcript has 7 exons. Gene Ontology annotation, biological process: response to endoplasmic reticulum stress; protein folding.
ACACAGUGACAAGACGUUCGCUCUAUGGUGAAUCGCAUGCAAAGCUGUGGCUGUUUCGCGGGGCGCGAAGCUGCACUGGACCAACGCGUACCGCCUCGGACUGUCACCGUGCGACACGUACCCCAGUGUCCCACCGCCUCGGCUUAUCAGGACCACCUGCCCGCUUCCCAGGAGCGCUGUGGCCACAGGUGCCGGACUCGGCAGCGGCUCCACAGUCCCCUGCUCUGUCCUGGGUUUUCACCUCGUCUUCCUGCCUCUGCGCUCGGUGGAAACAUGCUCGUCACGCUGCUUCUCGCCCUCCUGCUGUCUCCAGCCGCCGCCACAACCAAAGACCGCGACCUCCCCAGGCUGAAUGACACCAGCGCUGCCGAGGCCUUCGUCGACUCUGGAGAAGUGGUCGUCAUCGGAUUCCUGGAGGGAGAGGAGAGUCAGGGCUACAAGGAGCUGGUUGCGGCUGCAAAGCGCGUGCCCUCGGUCCCCGUGGCCAUCUGCUCUGAGAAGGAGGUGUGGGCCGACUACAGCCUCUCCGCAGGCACCAUCACCCUCUUCAGAAAGGCAGACGGCCAUCGGGAGAACCUGGUCGUAGAAGACGUCAGGAAGCUGGACGCUGACGGUCUGGUCAACUUCAUCAGCAUCAACGAGCUGCGUUACAUCACAGAGUACAACCAAGUGACGGCGGUGGGCCUGUUCCACUCGCAGGUGAAGUCUCACCUGCUGCUCUUCGCAAACGGAGGGAGCAAAGACUACGCUGAGCUCAAGAAGCAGCUCGGAGCUCUGGCCCCUGAGUUCACAGGCAAGUUCCUGUUUGUGUUAAUUAAUGGAGCACUGAAGUCCAACUCGCAAUCGCUCGGCUACUUCGGCCUCAAGUCUAAAGACCUCCCACGGGUUGGCAUCUACGACGGGGACGGGGACAAGAAGUGGCUGCUUCCUGACGGGGACAUCUCUGCCCGGCGGGUGCGGGACUUCUGCCAGUCCUUCCUACGGGGCGAACUGGAGGACGUGGAGCAGGCUGGAGCGAAGACCAAAACAGAGCUUUAGUGCUGGCGUCCAGCGUGACGGAAUAAAAGUUUGUAAAAUAAAAUUCUACGAGUAAAACGACUGUAAAAAGGCGUCUGUCUGCUGUCUUUCU